Didymodactylos carnosus is the source of this 456-nucleotide messenger RNA. NCBI's taxonomy places the organism in Eukaryota, Metazoa, Rotifera, Eurotatoria, Philodinida, Philodinidae. The record is from the annotation of a GenBank genome assembly.
AUGAUGGUGGUAGAAGCAAUGGAGGGUGUGGAAGAAGGUGUUCGUGUUGGAGGAGAACUGUGGAAGGAUGUAAAGUUCCCGGACGAUCAAGGUAUGGUGGCAGAGACGAAAGAAAGUCUUCAAAAGUUGAUGGACGCAGCAAGCAGAGUUGGAAAGGCCUACGACAUGAAGAUCAAUGUGAAAAAAACGAAAGUGAUGAGAGUUUGCCGGAAAGGAAGCGAAAUGGAAGGAGGCAAUGCGGUACACAUAGUAAUAGACGAAGAAGAGGUGGAGCAAGUGAAGCAGUUCCGAUACUUAGGAUCGCUGAUUUCGGAGGAUGGUACAUGCGACGGAAAUCAGGUGUAGGAUCGCAAUGGCCAAGGAUGCAUUCAAUAGGAGGAGAGAGUUGCUCACGAAGCGAAUGAACAAAGACCUCAAGAAGAAGAUCAUCAAGACGGUGGUGUGGAGUGUCGCUCU